This is a messenger RNA of Anopheles marshallii, 1281 nucleotides long. Its product is annotated as saccharopine dehydrogenase-like oxidoreductase. The record is from RefSeq and is a predicted model, not a curated record. Bases 1 to 1281 code for a protein of 426 amino acids. Gene Ontology annotation, biological process: glycolipid biosynthetic process. The transcript is spliced from 3 exons. Gene Ontology annotation, cellular component: lipid droplet; mitochondrion; plasma membrane. Lineage: Eukaryota; Metazoa; Arthropoda; Insecta; Diptera; Culicidae.
AUGAAUAUGGCACGCAGACUCGAUGUUAUUAUAUUCGGUGCGAGUGGAUUUACUGGAAAGUAUGCCGUGCUCGAGAGUAUCAAACUGUUGGCCAAUAUGAAAUGGGGCAUCGCUGGUCGAAGCCAAAAUAAGCUACAGGACAUACUGAAGGAAAUAGGCGAUAAGGCCAAGACGGAUCUAUCACACGUACCGAUUGUGCUGGCCGAUGUGGACAACCAGGACUCGCUGCACAAUAUGGCGCGAGACUGCCGUGUAGUGGUCAACUGCUGCGGCCCGUACCGGCUGUACGGUGAACCGGUGCUAAAGGCAUGCCUUGCUGAGCGUACGCAUCAUGUCGAUGUGAGCGGUGAACCACAAUUUCUUGAAGGUAUGCAGCUAAAGUAUCACGAAGCGGCUAAGGAGAAAGGCAUCUACCUUAUCUCGGCCUGUGGAUUCGAUAGCAUUCCGGCCGACAUGGGGACGGUGUUUUUGGAGCAACAGUUCGAUGGUGUCGUUAAUUCUGUGGAGAGCUACAUUGUUUCCAAGCAGAAGGGUCGGCGCGAACUGGGUGCCAUCCAUUAUGGUACGUGGGCAUCAGCGGUGCAUGCCAUCGCUAAUAUGCACGAGGUGGGUGAAAUUCGUCGGAAACUGUUCGCAAAGAAAAUGCCCGAUGUCAAACCAAAGCUUGCGGAGCGGCCAGUUCUGCACCGGUCGGAAAACGGGAACAAGUGGUCGCUACCGUUCCAAGGAGCUGAUCGUUCGUGCGUCGCCCGUACGCAGCGGUUUUUCUAUGAGACGGAAAACAAACGUCCCCUGCAGAUGAGGGCGUACAUAUCGUUUGGCGGAUUUGCAGAAGUAUUGGCUGUAUCGUUUGUGGGAGCUAUCUUUUGGUUGAUGGUGAAGACCAAUUUCGGCAGACAGAUGUUGCUUAAUCAUCCCAAACUGUUCUCCUUGGGAUUGGUUUCUCAUCAGGGCCCCAGCGACGAAGCGAUGAACAACACCCAAUUUGCGCUUUACUUUGAGGGCAGAGGAUGGGAAGAAAAGCUAGCCAGUCCGGAGGAUAAGUAUACCACACCUCCGAAUAAGGUCAUUCGUACGAAGGUCGCCGGAACUAAUCCGGGAUAUGGGGCCACGUGUGUUGCGCUAGUACUUUGUGCCCGUACAAUCCUACAGGAAGGCGACAAAAUGCCGGGAAGAGGCGGUUACCUAACUCCGGGGGCAGCAUUUGCAAAGACGAAUCUGAUCAACGAACUUUGCCAGAAUGGAUUCGCAUUUGAAGUGCUGUCGACGGCCAAAUUGUGA